AUGGCAAAGUCUCUGAGUUCUCUCACAGUAGUGACGAAGCUGGUGAUCGCAGCAGAACCUUGGAACAUAGACCCCCAGGUGCCACCGAUCCCUUGGAGAGAAAAUAUCUUCCAGGACCUGUCCAAGAGGCCACUUGUCGUCGGAACAAUGCUGGAUGAUGGUGCAGUCAGAGUGCAUCCACCAAUUGAGCGACUAUUUCGUGAGCUUGUUACCAGACUCAAGGCCGCCGGCCACGUCGUUGUCGACUGGGACUCAAGUUUGAACUCCACGUGCAUUGAGAUAAUGGACGAAUACUAUGCCGCGGAUGGAGGCGAGGAUAUUCGAAGAGCCGUUGCCGCAGGUGGCGAGCCCUUCGUUCCGCAGAUUCAAGCAUUCGUCGAUCGCGGUCGACCAAUCUCGGUCUACCAAUACUGGCAACUGAACAAGGAGAAGGUUGCAAUUCAACAGGCCUAUCACGAUAUGUGGGACAGCAUACGGUCUCCGUCGGGACGACUUGUGGAUGUACUCCUUGUCCCUAUCAUGCCACACACGGCGGUACCUCAUGGAUCUUGCCGCUGGACUGGGUACACCAAGCUGUUCAAUAUUCUGGAUUAUACGGCUUUGACCUUCCCAGCCGGAAUGGCCAGCGAUGAUCUAGACAAAAAGCGCCCCGGGGAUCACGCUCCGCGCAAUGCCCAUGACGCUUGGAACUGGAGACUCUAUGACCCUUCAACAAUGGAUGGCUACCCUGUCGGGUUGCAAAUUGUUGGGCGUCGAUUUGAAGAAGAAAAGGUCUUGGGAGCAGCUCGACAAAUUCAGCAGCUGUUGUAG
This is a messenger RNA of Aspergillus luchuensis, 810 nucleotides long. RefSeq lists its product as uncharacterized. The coding region runs from base 1 to 810 and encodes 269 amino acids. The transcript is spliced from 2 exons. NCBI's taxonomy places the organism in Eukaryota, Fungi, Ascomycota, Eurotiomycetes, Eurotiales, Aspergillaceae. The record is from RefSeq and is a predicted model, not a curated record.